CUCUUCAUCCUCUCCAACGAGACGGUCAACAUCUGGAGCCACCUGCUCGGCUUCCUCCUCUUCUUCACCCUGGGCAUCUACGACCUGACGGCCGUCCUGCCCGCCGCCGGCGCCUCCCGCGAGGACUUCGUCAUCUGCUCCGUCUGCCUCUUCUGCUUCCAGGUCUGUAUGCUUUGCUCAGUAGGAUAUCAUCUUUUCUGUUGCCACCGCUCAGAGAAGACCAGCCGACGAUGGAUGGCUUUAGAUUAUGCGGGAAUUUCCAUUGGUAUCCUGGGCUGCUAUGUGUCAGGCGUGUUUUAUGCAUUUUAUUGUAACAACUACUGGCGUCAGGUAUAUUUAAUCACUGUGCUGGCAAUGAUCUUGGCAGUAUUUUUUGCUCAGAUUCAUCCCAGUUACCUCACGCAACAGUGGCACAGACUGCGCUCCAUCAUCUUUUGCUCAGUGUCUGGAUACGGAAUUAUUCCCACCAUCCACUGGGUUUGGCUCAACGGUGGCAUUGGCGCAUCUAUUGUACAGGAGUUUGCUCCGCGUGUAGUUGUCAUGUACUUCAUCGCUGCUGUAGCUUUUCUCUUCUAUAUUUCCAAAGUUCCAGAAAGAUACUUCCCAGGACAGCUGAACUACCUCGGCUCGAGUCACCAAGUGUGGCAUAUCCUUGCAGUGGUGAUGCUGUAUUGGUGGCAUCAAUCGACAGUGUACAUCAUGCAAUAUCGACACAGCAAGCCCUGUCCCGAGUAUAGCGCGGAGUUGUGA
This is a messenger RNA of Charadrius vociferus (killdeer), 750 nucleotides long. It is a transcript of the gene PAQR3, whose product is annotated as progestin and adipoQ receptor family member III. Gene Ontology annotation, molecular function: signaling receptor activity. The annotation marks the transcript as partial. Lineage: Eukaryota; Metazoa; Chordata; Aves; Charadriiformes; Charadriidae. The record is from RefSeq and is a predicted model, not a curated record. Gene Ontology annotation, cellular component: membrane. The transcript is spliced from 5 exons.